AAGUCGAUUGAAAUUCAGUUUCAGAAUAUGCAAAAUGUAUUUUAUUUCAUAUUCAAAUUUGUUCGAACUCAACACAGCAUAGACAGCAAAACUGAACGGGAUAAGCUGCAUCAUUACAUUGGGUUUAGACUUUGAAGUGAAAAAAAUCUUAUAGUGAUAUCAGAUAAUAAAAAUUAAAUAACAAAUGUCUCCAGAAUUUUAAAAAGAAGAAAGAAAACUGGAAGUUGAUUAAAAUACUUGAAGUUACAUAUAUCUUUCUAAAACAGUUUUUCGUUUGACGUGAAAAAAGAAACAAGAACAAGAUGGCGGCGAUUAUUGCUCAGAUGACGCGGCAAAACAGAGAGCGGGCAAAAAAGAAAAGAUACGAGUCUGCUAAAUGUAUGUACGAGCUUCCACCUUUUGAUCCUCAUUAUGAUCCAAAAAUUCACAACAAGUAUAUGGCCAGACGUCAAGCAUAUAUAAAACAAGAGGCAGAAAGGCAACUUUUGGAAGAAAUAACUAAAAAAUUCGAAGAAGAAAGAAAAAAGAAGCAAGUUCAGGUUAAGUUCACGUGGAAAGUGUGUUUAAUUGAGUGCGGAAUUAUAACUCUUCUUCUAUCAAUAGUUCCUCUCAUCGUUCUUUUCAUAGAAUUAUUUUGGUCGUAUGGAGUGGUAGAAUAUACUGGACUUCAUCGGAGACACUAACAACAGCAACAACUACAACACUAACAACAGC
Molecule: messenger RNA, 714 nt
Organism: Eurytemora carolleeae
Lineage: Eukaryota; Metazoa; Arthropoda; Copepoda; Calanoida; Temoridae
Exons: 5
Coding region: 303-683 (126 amino acids)
Source: RefSeq, a predicted model, not a curated record